Dermacentor silvarum is the source of this 1046-nucleotide messenger RNA. Its product is annotated as ribosome-recycling factor, mitochondrial-like. Bases 221 to 1009 code for a protein of 262 amino acids. Gene Ontology annotation, cellular component: mitochondrion. The record is from RefSeq and is a predicted model, not a curated record. NCBI's taxonomy places the organism in Eukaryota, Metazoa, Arthropoda, Arachnida, Ixodida, Ixodidae. Gene Ontology annotation, biological process: translation. Gene Ontology annotation, molecular function: ribosomal large subunit binding. The transcript has 7 exons.
UACUUUCGGGUGGUUUCUUUGGAGCUUGUGUGUACUGUGCUUGCAGUUGUAAUAUAUAACUUUUCUCAGAAGCCUUGCUGCCUCAAAGAGAUGAGAUAGCUUACUACCAUUUUGUUUAUGAUGUUGCGUGAGUGGUGACAGGAAUAAACGUCGCCAAAACCGCCUCUCCAAAGCAGCUAGUCCAUUACUUUGUGUGGAGAGUACGAAAAAUGAAUCGCUCAUGGCACUGAGGUACCAACUGCAACUUAUGGGCAGGCUUCGCAGCGUUCUGCCAGCAUGCGGUGCCCUUGUGACAACGCUGAAUCAGCCAGUACUCCACCAGCCCGUGCUUCACAGUGCACAAAGGCAACCUCUUAUUAUCAGCUACUGCCGUUAUGCGAAAGGAGCAAAUCGACCUAAGCACUCUGCAAAGGAAACCAAGCCUAAAAUUUCACUUACCGAUGAUGAACUUGCGGAAGUGGUCCGUAUUCAGAAUUUUCGAUCAGAAAUGGAAAAGGUAGUGCAGCGGUUGCAGGAAAGCUUCAUCAAGCACCUUAGUUUGAACUCUGCCGCAGGAAGCAUUGACACAAUACCAGUGCAUGUUGAUGGACAGGAGUAUAGCCUGGCAGAGGUGGCCCAGAUAGCGAAAAAGAAUCCCCAGCUUAUUGUGCUUCAUAUGGCAAGCUUCCCUGAUGCCAUCAAGGCAACUAUACAGGCCAUUCAGUUGUCUGGGUUGAACAUUUCUACACAGCAGGAUGGAACGACUGUGUUCUGCCACCUUCCCAAAAUCACCAGAGAGCACAGAGAAUCACUAGCUAAAAAUGCAAAGACCUUAUUUAACAAGGCAAAAGAGGAUCUACUCAACGUAGAGCGAAAGUACGUCAAAGAAAUCCAGAAAAAUAAGCAGAACGUCUCAGAAGAUCUCUCAUACAAUGCCACAUUACAGGUGAAAAUGGAAGUAGAAAAUACAAUCAACAAAGCUGAUGCCAUGACAAAAGCCAAACAGCAGGACUUGUUGGGAGGAAAAUAGUUCCUUAGGUAUGUGUGAAUGUACUGGAAAGGGGGGG